This is a messenger RNA of Chaetomium globosum CBS 148.51, 981 nucleotides long. RefSeq lists its product as uncharacterized. The record is from RefSeq and is a predicted model, not a curated record. The coding region runs from base 1 to 981 and encodes 326 amino acids. The transcript is spliced from 5 exons. Lineage: Eukaryota; Fungi; Ascomycota; Sordariomycetes; Sordariales; Chaetomiaceae.
AUGAGGAGUCACGCCGAGCUGGUUUGGCUGGAGGUCUCCACGAUUGACCAGAUUGUUGACCACAUCGUCAACUCUCGCCAAAGCGGCACCGAGUCGAUCAUUGCCUUUCACUGGCAGGCGAGCCACGUACACGAUCUUUUUGAGCAGCUGGACGCUAAGCUGCUGGAACUCGACCAACUGAAGAUCCGACGGGUUGAAUAUGAUUACGAAUCUGGAACUGUAUAUCUCGAUAUCAUGUCUGAAUCCCCAUUUCAUUACCAGGUUCAAGCCGGUCUCCGCGACCACCUCAAAGCUUCUCUCGGAAAGUUGUAUGCCGAUACCAAGGACCCUGCGAUCCGUAACCUGAUACGGUUGGUCGAGGAACAAGGCACAGCUAGAAUCGGCGUCGAUGGGAAACUUCUCAAGCAAGCCGAUAGCGAGUCUCGCCAACGUGUGGAGAGCAAGGCGCGCCAAUAUAUCGAUUCGUUGGACGAUAAGAUCCAAGCCGUUCUUAUCCUUGACCUUCAAUACCCCCGGUAUGAAGAAGGCCUGGCGGACGGCUGGCCCCUGCAGCACGACCUCUACCAUGACGAUGAUCUCGAUCAACAACCCGAUGGUCAAGUCGACCUCUAUCUCUCUGACUUCGUCGGUUCUGCUGGUUUACCACCGGCCUAUUGUCGCCCCUCGACCGCCGAGUUGGCUGCUGGGAUUACGAGAAACCCCACGAUCACUCUGACAUACGAGCGGCUGAGGGCCAUCUUUCGCAAGGCACGCCACUCACACAAGCCGACAGAGUUUACCACCGAGAUCGGUGAUGAGGAGGAGAACCUUUACGAGGAAGCAGAGCGGCGAGUUGCUGAAGCGCGCGACAAGGAGCGCAUCGAAGCCGAUAGACGUGUGGCUGAAGCGCGUGCCGAGUCGGAGCGGCAGUUGGCCGUGCUGAAGCGGCGGGUGGCUGAGUUGGAGCAGCAAAUGGCUGAAGGCCGCCGGGGGGUCGAGUAA